CGCGCCGGCUCCCAUUCUUCCCGUGGCAGCGGGGCGGGCGCAGCCAUGCAGCGCAGCGGGCGCCGCCGGCACUGAGCCCGCCCGGCCCCCGCCCCGCCGCCGUGUGUGUAUGUGUGUGUGCUGCCGUGUACCGCCGUGUGUGUGCCGCCCAGCCCCACAGAAUGGACUGCUGAAUUGAGAAUUAUUGCAGACCCAACAGUACAGCACUGCUCAUUGCUUCAUCUAUCACUAGUUAUUUAAAUUGGACUUUUAAUAUCCUGCCAGCUGCUGUUCACACACACAUGGUGCAUUGUUGCCAUUCUCAGAAUUGCAUCUUUGAAACCCAGGCCCUCAGUAACCUUCACUGAACAAAGAGGCGACCUCCUGCGUACGUUCACAGAGGGAUUUUUUGGACUGUCUGCCCUCUGGCUUUCUUGCAAGUGCUGUGUUUCUGAGACACUAUGGAGCCCAGUAUGGAGUACUGCUUAGCGCAGGUGCUGCAGAAGGAUGUUGGGAAGAGACUUCAGGUUGGUCAGGAACUGAUAGAUUACUUCUCAGAUAAACAGAAGUCAGCUGAUCUGGAACAUGAUCAGACGAUGCUGGAUAAAAUGGUUGAUGGACUGGCCACCUCUUGGGUGAAUUCCAGCAAUUAUAAGGUGGUGCUGCUGGGGAUCGACAUCAUCUCCGCGCUGGUGUCCCGCCUGCAGGACCGCUUCAAGGCCCAGAUUGGCACAGUGCUGCCCAGCUUGCUGGAUAGGCUGGGGGACUCCAAGGACUCUGUGCGGGAGCAGGAUCAGACCUUGCUGCUGAAAAUCAUGGAACAGGCUGCUAAUCCUCAGUACGUGUGGGAUAGGAUGUUAGGAGGAUUCAAACACAAGAAUUUCCGGACAAGAGAAGGGAUCUGUCUCUGCCUUAUUGCAACACUCAAUGCAUCUGGAGCUCAGAGUUUAACGCUGAGUAAGAUAGUGCCACAUAUAUGUAACUUACUUGGAGAUCCAAACAGCCAGGUUCGAGAUGCAGCAAUAAACAGCCUUGUGGAAAUUUACAGACAUGUUGGUGAACGUGUAAGGGCUGAUCUCAGUAAAAAAGGGUUACCCCAAUCUCGAUUGAAUGUAAUUUUCACAAAAUUUGAUGAGGUCCAAAAAUCUGGAACCAUGAUCCAGAGCUCGAGUGAUAAAAAUUUUGACGAUGAAGACUCUGUGGAUGGGAACAGACCUUCCUCAGCUAACUCCUCUACGUCUUCAAAGGCCCCUGCAAACUCACGUAGAGUUGGAAUGGGGACUACUCGCAGACUUGGGUCUGCAGCUCUGGGAUCCAAGUCCUCAACAGGUAAAGAGGGAGCAGGUGCUGUGGAUGAAGAAGACUUCAUUAAGGCUUUUGAAGAUGUCCCAACUGUUCAAAUUUAUUCUAGCCGGGAUCUUGAGGAAUCCAUAAACAAAAUAAGAGAGAUAUUAUCUGACGAUAAACAUGACUGGGAACAGAGAGUAUCUGCUUUGAAAAAGAUCCGCUCCUUACUGUUGGCUGGAGCUGCAGAAUACGAUAACUUCUUCCAACACUUACGACUCCUGGAUGGAGCGUUUAAAUUAUCUGCUAAAGACCUGCGAUCUCAGGUAGUGCGGGAAGCUUGUAUCACACUGGGGCAUUUAUCAUCAGUGCUGGGAAACAAGUUUGAUCAUGGGGCAGAAGCCAUUAUGCCAACAAUUUUUAAUCUAAUUCCAAAUAGUGCCAAAGUCAUGGCCACUUCUGGUGUUGUAGCAGUUAGAUUAAUCAUUCGACAUACACACAUCCCCCGACUAAUACCCAUCAUAACCAGUAAUUGUACCUCCAAGUCUGUUGCGGUUAGAAGGCGCUGUUUUGAAUUUUUAGACCUGCUGCUGCAAGAGUGGCAAACCCACUCCCUAGAAAGACACAUAUCAGUGUUAGCUGAAACAAUAAAGAAGGGAAUUCAUGAUGCAGACUCUGAAGCCAGGAUAGAAGCAAGAAAGUGUUACUGGGGUUUUCACAGUCACUUCAGCAGAGAGGCAGACCAUUUGUACCACACCUUGGAGUCCUCCUACCAGAAAGCCCUGCAGUCGCAUUUGAAGAACUCCGACAGCAUCGUGUCCUUGCCCCAGUCAGAUCGCUCCUCCUCCAGCUCCCAGGAGAGUCUCAACCGUCCACUGUCUGCCAAAAGAAGCCCUACUGGAAGUACUACAUCAAGAGCAUCUACAGUAAGUACAAAAUCUGUGUCAACACCAGGAUCUCUGCAGCGAUCCCGCAGUGACGUUGAUGUGAAUGCAGCAGCUAGUGCCAAGUCAAAAGUGACAUCUUCUGGAGCAUCCAACCCCUUCAGUUCUGCUGCAGCCCUGCCCCCAGGCUCAUAUGCAUCACUAGAUGGUACUACCACUAAAACUGAGGGUCGGAUUCGUACAAGGAGGCAGAGCUCUGGCAGUGCCACCAGCGUCACCUCAACACCUGCUGAUACCCGAGGCCGCAGCCGGGCUAAAGUGGUUUCCCAGUCCCAGCGAUCCAGAUCAGCUAAUCCUGCUGGUGCUGGUAGUCGGUCUAGUUCUCCGGGUAAGCUGUUAGGAAGCACCUAUGGUGGCUUGAGCAGUGGAACAUCCAGAGUUCAACCAGUGCCAUCAUCUUCAGAGAAGCGCAGCAAGAUCCCCCGGAGCCAGGGAUGCAGUCGAGAGACGAGUCCCAACAGAAUAGGACUAGCACGGAGCAGUCGUAUCCCCCGACCCAGCAUGAGUCAGGGGUGCAGCCGUGAUACCAGCCGUGAGAGCAGUCGAGAUACAAGCCCUGCUCGGGGCUUUCCUCCACUUGCUUCUCGACGUCAUUCCAGGUCCACUAGUGCUCUCUCCACUGCUGAUUCUGUUGGGCAGUCAGACCGGUUUGGACUCGGACAGUCAGGCAGGAUGCCUGCUUCUGUGAAUGCCAUGCGAGUCCUGAGCACAAGCACAGACCUGGAGGCUGCUGUGGCUGAUGCACUGCUGUUAGGAGACUCCAGGAGCAAGAAAAAGCCAGUGAGAAGAAGAUAUGAACCCUAUGGGAUGUACUCUGAUGAUGACGCUAACAGUGAUGCAUCAAGCGCUUGCUCAGAGCGCUCCUAUGGUUCCAGGAAUGGAGGCAUUCCACACUAUCUGCGGCAGACUGAAGAUGUGGCUGAGGUCCUGAACCACUGUGCCAGCUCCAACUGGUCUGAAAGGAAGGAGGGCCUCAUAGGUCUCCAGAACUUACUGAAAAGCCAGCGGACGCUGAGCCGAGUGGAAUUAAAAAGACUGUGUGAAAUAUUUACUCGCAUGUUUGCUGACCCUCACAGCAAGAGAGUCUUCAGCAUGUUUCUGGAAACCCUGGUUGAUUUCAUCAUCAUUCACAAAGAUGACUUGCAGGAUUGGCUUUUUGUUCUCCUGACACAGUUAUUGAAAAAAAUGGGAGCAGAUUUGCUGGGGUCUGUGCAGGCAAAAGUUCAGAAAGCUCUGGAUGUCACCAGGGAUUCUUUUCCAUUUGAUCAACAGUUUAACAUUUUGAUGAGGUUUAUUGUGGAUCAGACCCAAACACCAAACCUCAAGGUGAAAGUUGCUAUCCUGAAAUACAUUGAGUCCUUGGCAAGACAGAUGGAUCCAACAGACUUUGUGAACUCUAGUGAGACAAGACUUGCUGUGUCUAGAAUUAUAACUUGGACAACAGAACCAAAGAGCUCAGAUGUGAGAAAGACCAUGCAUAGUUGGGUAGGUGAGGAUUUGCCAGCUAGGACAACUACAGCUUCCUCAGGGCCCGGUGAAGGAAACUUGGAAGAAAAAUGUAAACAGGCAGCACAAAUAGUCCUGAUUUCUCUCUUUGAACUGAACACACCUGAGUUUACCAUGUUACUUGGUGCCUUGCCAAAAACAUUCCAGGAUGGUGCUACCAAGCUCCUGCACAACCACCUCAAGAACUCCAGUAACACCAGUGUGGGUUCCCCCAGCAAUACUCUUGGUAGGGCUCCCUCUCGGCACUCCAGCAGCAGAACCAGCCCCUUGACUUCACCUACCAACUGUUCCCAUGGUGGGCUGUCUCCAAGUCGGUUCUGGGGUUGGAGUGCAGAUGGGCUGUCGAAGCACCCCCCUCCCCUUUCUCAGCCUAACUCCAUCCCCACCGCUCCUUCCCACAAGACUUUCAGACGCUCUUAUUCUCCCAGUAUGCUGGAUUAUGACACGGAGAACCUAAAUUCUGAAGAUAUUUACAGUUCCCUUCGUGGAGUCACUGAAGCUAUUGAAAAGUUUAGUUUCCGUAGUCAAGAGGACCUGAAUGAACCAAUCAAGCGUGAUGGGAAGAAAGACUGUGACAUGGUGUCUCGAGAUGGUGGCCUUGCAGUACCUACCAGCGAUGUCCGAGGAGGUAGUGAUACUGUAGAAGGAGGAAGAAUGGCUCUAGAUAACAAAACCUCCCUACUUAACACUCAGCCACCCCGCGCCUUUUCAGGCCCACGUGCUCGGGAGUAUAAUCCCUAUCCUUACUCCGACACAAUUAACACUUACGACAAGACUGCCCUCAAGGAAGCAGUUUUUGAUGAUGACAUGGAUCAACUUCGUGAUGAAGUACCCAUUGACCAUUCAGAUUUGGUGGCUGAUCUUCUGAAAGAGCUCUCUAAUCACAACGAGCGGGUGGAGGAGCGGAAAGGAGCCCUCCUGGAACUGCUGAAGAUCACAAGGGAGGAUAAUCUCGGAGUUUGGGAGGAACAUUUCAAAACCAUUCUGCUCUUGCUCCUGGAAACGCUUGGAGACAAAGAUCAUUCAAUAAGAGCCUUGGCACUGCGAGUCCUUAGAGAAAUCCUACGGAAUCAGCCGGCAAGGUUCAAAAACUACGCAGAGUUGACCAUCAUGAAAACGCUGGAAGCACACAAGGAUUCCCACAAGGAGGUCGUCAGAGCUGCUGAGGAAGCUGCUUCUACCCUGGCAAGCUCCAUCCACCCUGAGCAAUGCAUCAAGGUGCUUUGCCCCAUCAUUCAGACUGCAGAUUAUCCAAUUAAUUUAGCUGCCAUCAAGAUGCAGACAAAGGUCAUUGAGAGGAUUUCCAAGGAAUCAUUGCACCAACUCCUUCCUGAUAUUAUUCCUGGCUUGUUACAGGGUUAUGACAAUACAGAGAGCAGUGUCCGUAAAGCUAGCGUAUUUUGCCUGGUGGCAAUUUAUUCAGUAAUUGGUGAAGAACUGAAACCUCAUCUUGCACAACUCACAGGAAGCAAGAUGAAGCUACUAAACUUGUACAUAAAGAGGGCCCAAACUACCAACAGCAACAGCAGUUCCUCUUCAGAUGUUUCAACGCACAGUUAAUGGAGAUACGUGGACAUAUGUGUAGACUUAGAAGCAAUCAACGGUGCCUCUCAGAGACCUUUCUGCUACUCUUCGCUGGCGCACUUCAUCAGCUAAAGGAGGCCAUGCAGAUAUUUAUUGCAAUCAGUAUUCUAGUCCCUUAAAGCUUUUAUGUAAAACCUUACUGGUAUUGAAUGUAAAGGAAGCAAGGUCUGUGUUGCAGUCUUCAUUAAAAGUGAACAACAGAAAGCCAUACUUAAACAUAUUGUAUAGCCUGCUGAAAUCUUGGAAAUAUGUUUAGGUUAGCAUUCCAAAAGAGUCAAAAAACCUGGACGUGUGUAAAAGUCAAACAAAUCUUGGUUUAGUUCAUACCCAGUUUUGGUUUUUGUGCGCUAGUUACUGCUCUUUCCCUGUGGCCACAGCCGUUCUGGCUGCGAUCUCCUCUUACAAGUCCUGUGGUCCUGUUUUGUACUUCCUAUCGCAGCUUGCCUAAUGUGCAGAGUUCUCCACGAGGAGAUCUUUGCUGAUAUGGCUGUGGUUCCAGCCUCUAAUGCUUUAAUACUGGGAUAUCAAGUGAGUAAUGAAAAAGUAGGUUCUUUUUAAAUAUCUGAGUUUUUUGUAUAUAGUUCUUCUGACAGACCUCUGAUGGCUGAUCUCUCUAACUGCUCUCCAGCCAGCUGUGCUUUGUAGAGCAACUGGGCUCUCGCUACCUUCGUUGACUGUGUAAAUAUUUCCCCUCUCCCAACCCAUUCGGCUCUUUCAUGUGCUCGAGACUCUUCAGGUUACUUGUUGCUCCCCAAAGGGACCCUCAGAUGCUGUUCUGAGACUGGUGCCUGCGUUUGGACACGAGCUCGGUGGGUGUUGGAUUGGGCUUGGGUGUAUCCUUGGGUGGACAGUCAGAGCUGGCAAGGCUGUAUGGCAGUGCUGCCUUGUGUGAGACUGGCUGUGUUUUUCCUAAAGUCUGUAGCGACAGAGGACUGAUUUGCCACUUCAACCAGGACCCAUCGAUGUUGGUGGUAAAUGGCUUUAAAUCCACGCAAAUCCAGUGUGCUUUGGGCAGACUGUUCAUCCAAGAGGACAGAAAGGGAAUCUGAAGCUGGACAAAACAACCCUGUGGAAGCUGAGGGUUGGCUGGGAUAGUGCUUCUCACCUGCUGUCGUUCCUGUCUCGUGCUUGAAGAGCCUGCAGUGCUGUCUUCUGCCUUUAGAAGCCUCCUUCUUCCCAGCCAGCCCCAGGCACAGCCCUGCUGGGUGCUUUGCAUUUUGAAGGGUUGUGAUAGACCGUGACACAGACCAGGUAAGAGCCAAACCAGCAGCAGCAGAUAACCCACAGCACCAUCCUGCUCCAAACUUCUGUUGGCAGCGGCUGAAUUUCUAUAGCCUCUGCUUGUGACUGGGGGAGCAGGAGGAUGCUUGUGCUGCGUUUGGCCCUAGGCUGGAUCCUGGCUGACAGACAGGCCCAUCCCAACCUGCUAUGGAUGGGAACUGGGGUUUUUCCCCCAGUGACAGUGAUUGCAGGAGGGUGAUGGACCUGUAGCAUGUGUUCCCUGGCUGCUCUCAGUGCCUUGGUCUCUCUGCAGCCCCCUUCAUUUCCCCUUUGAGGAGCUGAAGGGAAACCUUGGUCGCAGACUCAGUGGCAGCAUGUGAGCAUUGCCAGAACUGCAGCGAGGGGAGCACAGCAAGGAGAAAUAAAGCCUUGCGGCCUUCCCUCUCCAUCAGUUUGUGCUCCUGUGGCUCAGCCCCAGCCCUGAGGAGCUGUGCUGGGAGGCGAUGGCUGAUGCAGCUCCAGAAGGGCCGAGGUGUAUGAGGACUGGGGCUGGGCUGCAAAGCUUUUCCAGCCUCUCACCUGUCUGCCGUGGGAGCGGAGGUGACCUGCUCUUGAGGUCAUCAGGAUGAGACCAGGCUUGGGCCGGCUGCGGGGUUGAUCCCUCAUGUUCCCUAGUGCUGUGGCUGGAGGGGAACCCUGUGGUCUGACCGUGGGAUUCCUCCAGGCCCUCUCUGCUGGCUCAGAAGAGCCGUCCUUGCUUGGGAGAGGAUUGUCUGCUCCAUGCUUGGUGUCUCCCUGUCUGUGGACCAUUCCUUUUCAACACCUUUCAGUAUGCUUGUUAGACUUUUGUGUUCUGUUUUUUCUAAUUUUUUUUUUUUUUUGAAGGAUUCAGAUAAUUUUAGUUUAAUGUGCAUCUAUUUUCCCUUUUGAGGAAACGUUCAGUCAACCCAUUGGCAGCAGUUUGCUGUCUUGGUUGAAUUUUAGUAGCGGGUUGGGUGGUUUUUUUUCCCCCCUUUGUUUUGUUUUAGUUGUUACUCUAACUGCUUACUAUUUAUGCCUCUCUUUCUCCCCAUCUCAGUUCACCAUCUUCUGUUCCAGCCCUGGGGCUCAGCAGUCAGCAUAGCUGACCCGAUGGCGCUUAGUUCCUCCCAGCUGUGAUGGAGCAUUUUGGGUUUGGUUUAUUUUUUGUUUUGUUUUGUUUUUUGAAUGGCACACUGUAGCAAACCUCCGGGAAUCGAAUUCCUUCUCAAAUGAUUUUGUACUUUAUAAAAUCCUGUUAGUAUGCACUGAGAGUGAACGCACUGUAAUGUCCCUGAACUGACCCUGGCACCCGCGCUGACACUAAAGGAGUUAGCAGCUCGUCCUAUGGAAUUAGGUGUGAAAUCCGCCAUGCUCUGUGGCUGCAGAGGUGAGUGCCUGUUUCUCAGAUACCAUUGGCACACUUGGGGCUGCAAAAUAGUAGAACCAGGCCUUACUUUCGUAAUCAGAUUCCGUUCUGUUUGUCAACAGACGCUCGUUGUGUUCCUUCCUUUCAUUACGUGAGUCGGUCGAGGACUGUUCAUCCUUUGAGUACUCUAGAAGUAUGUUAUACCUGUAUACAGUAGGGGGCAUUCUGCUUAGGUAUUUAUAAAACACUGCGUAUAAUGUACAUAGUAGGGUUGUUUAGUAUGUUGAACAUGAUCAUUUUUUUCCUUUGAAGUACUCAAAGGGCUAGCUCUGAAUGUCACCUCUCUGAUCUCCAGCAUUCUGACUUCCAACAGCCGUACAAUCAUUUUCUUCUCUCUUCAGCAAAGCAUAAAGGUCUCUCUGGCUACAGACCGCAGCGUCCACGCAUGUUUGCAGAGAACGAUCUGCAUGCAGGCAGUGCCUCACCGCACCGGUGAAGCUUGUGUUCACCUUCUCCCAGCAGUAGCCACCUACUGCAGCUGCCUUUUAUUUCCUCGCUGCCCAUUAUGCAGGGCUUCAACUUUUCAUACUUUAUUAAAAAAAAAAAAGAAAAAA
Molecule: messenger RNA, 8519 nt
Organism: Coturnix japonica (Japanese quail)
Lineage: Eukaryota; Metazoa; Chordata; Aves; Galliformes; Phasianidae
Source: RefSeq, a predicted model, not a curated record